This is a messenger RNA of Eremomyces bilateralis CBS 781.70, 2619 nucleotides long. RefSeq names its product N2,N2-dimethylguanosine tRNA methyltransferase. Gene Ontology annotation, molecular function: RNA binding. Bases 276 to 2378 code for a protein of 700 amino acids. Lineage: Eukaryota; Fungi; Ascomycota; Dothideomycetes; Eremomycetales; Eremomycetaceae. The record is from RefSeq and is a predicted model, not a curated record. The transcript is spliced from 2 exons. Gene Ontology annotation, cellular component: nucleus. Gene Ontology annotation, biological process: tRNA N2-guanine methylation.
CUUUCAAUCUGUCAAUCCUUCACUUUGUACCAAGCUGUGUUAAUUCUUGGGUAUCAGCUACUUUCAGGCUGGCGCUCUGGUAUACUUCUGCACAGCGGCGGGCCGCUCUUUGGGCACAUAACUGCUGUCGGUUUCCAAAUCCAACUCAACCACGGAAAAGGAUUAUAAGUGCAUUUGGCACCCGAACUUUCGCCCCUCAAUUGAACAUUAACCGUAUAGCAUUGAUACACAGCACUUCAAAUUUUGACUGUGAUCAAGCCCUCGCAAAACGAACCAUGGACGCAACCACAUCCAGCGAGAUUCCCUCGACUGCUGUCUCUCUCGACGCGACUCCAUCCGCCGGCCAAGCUAUCUUGCAUAACGACACUUUAUACACGACAAUCAAAGAAGGGCUAGCGCAUAUCCUAGUGCCUCAAAAAACACCAGAAGCUGAAGACAGCAAAGGUGGAACUGGCAGUAAGAAGCAGGGGAAGCGAAAGGGCAAUGCGGACACCGAGAAGAAAACCGUGUUCUACAACCCGAUUCAGCAGUUUAACCGCGAUUUGACCGUGAUUGGGAUCCGGGCAUUUGGCGAGGACCGACUAGCAACUCGACCUAGCAAAAGGAAGAUGGAAACGGAGAACGGGCAGAAGACGAAAAGGAAGAAGAGAAGGACCGAAGAUGGAGGAGUGAGGUUGACGGGAGCAGAGGGAGAGGAAAUGGUGGCUGGGGCUGAACAGCAGGCUGAGGAAGGAGGGGAUGUACAGAGUUCUGAUGCUGCAGUUUCCAGAGCGAUUAACGAUCAAGGCGCGCAAGAAAAUGGUCAAAUCAAAUCGGAUACCAUUGAGCGCGCUGCAGACGAGCCGUACGGGGACGCCGCCCAACCAGCUUCGCCACACUACCCUCCCUUCCGUAUCCUCGAUGCCCUCUCCGCAACCGGUCUUCGCGCCCUUCGCUACUCCAUGGAACUCCCCUUCGUAACCUCCGUCACCGCUAACGACCUGUCUUCCGCCGCCACCGAGAUGAUAGGUCUCAAUUCUACGCACAACAAGACCACAAAGAAAAUCAUCCCGGUCACCGGAAACGCGAUGGCGCUCAUGUACUCGCAAGUCGGUAUCGAUAAGCCGAAUCGCUACGACGUGAUCGAUCUCGAUCCGUACGGGACGGCUGCGCCAUUCCUAGAUGGUGCCAUACAGGCCAUGAAGGAUGGCGGGUUGAUGUGCGUGACGUGCACGGAUGCUGGGGUAUUCGCCUCCGCGGUGUAUCCCGAGAAGACCUUCGCAUUGUACGGAGGGAUGCCCGUCAAGGGACUCCAUGGCCACGAAGCUGGACUACGCUUGAUUCUCCACGCGAUCGCCAGUGCCGGGGCUAAGUAUGGGAUUGCCAUCGAGCCGCUACUAUCGCUCUCGAUCGAUUUCUAUGCGAGGGUGUUUGUCCGCGUGCAUAAAUCGCCGAUGGAGGUGAAGUUUUUGGCGGGGAAGACGAUGCUAGUGUACUCAUGUGAUUCUGGCUGUGGGGCGUGGACGACGCAGUUGAUGGGGCGGAACGUGGAUAGUCGGAGCAAGAAUGGGACGCCCUAUUAUCGCCAUUCGAUUGCUCAAGCGCCGACCGCUGAGCCGCAUUGUGAUCAUUGUGGUUUCAAGACCCAUCUAUCCGGGCCGAUGUAUGCAGGGCCGAUACAUAACUACUCCUUUGUGCAGAAAAUGUUGGACAUCCUGCCAAAGCUCGAUACCGAAACUUACGGGACGGUACCGCGCAUCGAGGGCAUGCUACAGAAUGUCCUUGAUGAAAGGAUAUCCGACCUUCCAGAUCCCAACGGGCCCGAAAAGGUUACCACUGCGAACGGCAAGCCUAUGAAUGAUCCCCCAACGGCCGGCGACCCGAGCCCUAUUAUCCAGAAGUCCGAGCCUGCUGAGGUCGAUAGACAUCCAUUUUACAUUGCGAGUACGGCUCUGGCUAAGGUGCUACACUGCGUAUCGCCAUCUGAUGCCAUGGUCAAAGGUGCACUCCGACAUGCUGGAUACCGCGCUGCACGGACACAUGCACGACCAGGGGCCAUCAAAACCGACGCACCUUGGUCGGUAAUCUGGCGAAUCAUGACCGAAUGGAUCAAGCAAAAAGCACCUAUCAAAGAAGGCGCGGUCAGUGAGGGCUCUCCCGGAUGGAGGAUCUUGUUCAAGGCCGGGUUGAUUCAUCCGCUGAGCGACGAGGAGCAACAGCAAGGAGAUGGCAGGAGGGGCAAAAAUAUGGCAGCAAAUGGGGCCGAGGAGGAAGAGCAGAAGGAAGUUAAGAUCGUCUUCGAUGAGAAGUUGGGGAAGGAUAUGGAUGUGAAGAAAUAUGUACGAUAUCAGGUCAACCCGGAGAAGAAUUGGGGUCCGAUGAGGCGGGCGAAGGGAUAAAGCAAUAUGAAGAGCAAUCGAGCAACGUAGCAACCUGUUGCCCUAGGAACGGCCAAAAGCCGUGUUGGCGUGAUUUUGGGCUUUCCCAGCACUGAAUAACUAUAGAUAUCAAGCGCUUCAAUUGUUGAGUUCGAUGCCCAUCGUGGAGGAUAUCUGUGGCGCAGUACUUGGUAUCAACAUAGUUCGGUAGGGGCCGGGAGGCUCGGAGCGUGUGCCGUAAUCCCCUGACUCCAUUCCCUCG